Porites lobata is the source of this 4385-nucleotide messenger RNA. NCBI's taxonomy places the organism in Eukaryota, Metazoa, Cnidaria, Anthozoa, Scleractinia, Poritidae. The record is from the annotation of a GenBank genome assembly.
GAUGAAAAAUCUAAUGGGGGAUUAGAGUCCUUUGCCAAUGAUACAACCUUACACGGAGCAAGAUUUUGUACGACAAAAAUAUCUUCAGGAGAGUUUUAUGGACCUUGGUCCUCAUCGGCAGUUUUAGUUACUGUAUUUUUCAAGUUUAUGAGACUUUGGUGGCAUUUAGUCAGCGACCAUUCAUUACAAAAGUUUCAACAAGUACAACUGAAACCAACGAGUCUUUUUUCCCCGCUGUGUCGCUUUGUAAUCUGAAUGCCUUUAACACACGAAGAUAUAGAAACGCAUUAAAAUCCCGCAACUUCAGUGAACCUUCGAUCGAGAAAAAAAUUCAAGACAUAGUUGUUAUUGUGAACAAAGACAAAAAGGCAUUUAACGAUGAGUUUGUCAAGCGAAAUCCAGAAUUUUUUCUACGUCAAAAAACUGCAAACAGCAGAAUUGUGGCUCGAAGUAAUCUUAGUCAUCAAAUCGAAGAAAUGCUCCUUCCAGUAAGCCCACAGUUUCAUUCUUGCUCUGUAAAUGGGAAAAAGUGCACAGCAAAUAACUUUACGAGUCACAUGAGUUCAGAAUACGGAUUUUGUUACACGUUUAACUCUCUGAAAAGCGGUCGACCGUUGCUUUAUGCAACGUUAUCUGGUAAAAAUAGUGGACUAAGGCUUCUACUUAACAUAGAAAGGGACAGCUACUUGGCUACUAACAUUCGCCCAACAGUUGGUCUUGCAAUUAUUAUCCAUGACCAAAAAAGUUUUCCUUUCAUGGAGGACUUUGGUACCACCGUACAGCCUGGCAUUUCAACUCUUUGUGCCUUUAGGAAAAGAAAGGUUAGAGACUAGCCAGCUAUCAUCCGUAUUUGUUGCAAAAAUAGCGCUAUAUUAAACAAUUAUUCCGCGAGCCCGAAUGGGCUCUCAGUCAAUAGCCCAUGAGGCCGAGUUUUAGUAAAAUCCGACUAGUUGGUCAAAAAUGUCGAGACAAAACAACUUUAGCUAGCAAAACGCGAUUCAGCCGCCAUUGUUUUGGUUUUCAAAGCCGGCGCUUUUCGCUACUAGAGGGCUAUAACGUAUAAACUAGUAGUGACUCAGCGAAUCAGAACGCAGCAUUGAUAAUAGACCACUAGUUGGAUUUUACUAAUACCUACGCCGUAAUUUUUAGGGAGUUAUUAUAACUCCAAAAAUGGAGUAAAAAUUUUAGGUACAGGAUAACCCCUUUUUUGGGGUUAUUUUAACUCCUAAUUUAACUCCGAAUUUGGGGUCAUUUUUACUCCUGAAAAAGAGUUCUUUUUACUCCCAGUCUUGGAGUUAAAAUUACUCCGAAAUGGGGUUACUUGUACUCCUUACAGGGGUUCUUUUUACUCUUUUUGGAGUUAAUUUAACUCUGAAAGUGGAGUAAAAAUUUUAGGUACAGGAUAACUCCUUUUUUGGGGUUAUUUUAACUCCUCAAUAUCUGGGGUCACUUUUACUCCUGAAAAAGAGUUCUUUAAACUCCUUUUUGGAGUUAAAAUAACUCCACGAAAAAUAACUCCACUGUAAGGAGUUAAAUUAGCCCCACUAGAGGAGUUAUUAUAACUCCCUGAAAAUUACAGUGUAAUAACCUGUUUAAUUAUCCUAGAUAGACAAGACGGUUUAACUGGAGAAAAUAUUUUGGAGUUCUCCCUCCCGCCCACCCUAUAGAAUGCUGUAACUCGGAAAAAGUUUGGAAACAAACGUUUAACGCCGUACGUUCUUUGUGGGGUGGGGGAGAGGGGUAGGGCAUGUGUGAAAAAGAGAAAAAAUAGCUCAUCGGCUGUCAUAAAAAUGACUUUAUAAACGUUCUUUCUGGUCAUUAAAUAUGGGUCUCCUUAAAUGAAUCUAGAAGAUCGAUUGUGAAUACAGAAACCAAAAAGGGGUCAAAAACAUGAGUUUCCGCAGCUUUUUACUAAUUGAAAAAAAAACUUAUUUUCUUACAGAUAGUUAACUUGAAAGCUCCGUAUGAAACAAAUUGUACAAACAGAUCACUGGACAUGUUCAACAGCGAUGUUUAUGCCUACACAAAGAGAGCCUGCAUGAUAAAAUGCCGCAAUGAUUACACUGUCAAAAGAUGCGGCUGUACACCGCCUGAAUUUAAAGGUAUAGUAAUGGCUCUUCAUUUUUUACAUUAAGCUGCCUUUGUGGACGUUUAAUAUCCGUAAGCGAGCGAGUUCACUGAAUCAUGAGAUUUGCCGUUACUGAAAACAACAAUACCUCUUCCGAUAGACCAAGAUGGUUUCCUUAGAUAAAAUUGAGAUUAAUUUUUUAACAGUUGGCCUGGAUAACAAAUAUUUUUUUCUGAGUUCUUGUCUUAAUUGCCACUUUUUGACUUAAGAAUUUCGCUCGCUCUUAUACGGGUCCGGGAAGCCGGACACCUUCAUAGAGGACUUUUGAUAAGGCAAAAUUAAGAAGAUAUUAUAGCAACAAGUUGCUAAAAUAGAAUUAAAAAUAUGUAAAGGAAGAAUUUAUUAAAGGAUAUUAAAAUAACGUUAUCGGAAUAAAUUUGUUUAUUUUCUUUUUGAAGCGGAUGCUCCGAUUUGUGCGCUGAAUGACUCUGUGCUCUGCGUUUACAAUUCCUAUGGUGAGUCUGUAUUAGGGGGGAUCACGUUAUAGUCGUUUUCGUGUUAAUUAUCACUCUUAUCGUGAGUGAUAAACACGUUUAUCAGGAUUAAAUACAUGUAACGGACGUUCAGCGCCAAGCCCAUGUAUAUGUGCAAGCUGCUGCCAGGUGUGAGUCAUAAUGCGAUUCUAGCCAGCUGACGCGUUGAACACGAUUGUAAGAUUUCUUGUCCCAUCCCUCCCUCCUUGAGGGUAUCGCGCGGUGGUCUAGGCUAUAAAAGGAACCCCAAAGAGAGUUGUUGUGUAUUUAAUACUAUAUAAUGAUAGAUUGACCAAACUACUGGUGCAAGGUAACCUCUUAAGAAAUGAGCUAAUCUGAGUUAAAUUUAUUCAAUGAUAUAUUAUAUAUUUCAUUGUAGAAGAGUUUGGAGCCUCUAGUGAAAAAGAAUCUUGUGACAAGAACUGUCCUGAACCUUGUGAACAUGUGGAAUACGAGACUUCCUUCUCUUACAGCGCAUUGCAGCCCGAAAGCUUCGUCGAUCAUCUCAUGGAUUUCCUUAAGAGCAAUGACACGUCAGUGGAUCGAGCGAUUUACGAGCCCCUGUUGAACAUGACACCAUCUGAGCGAGAGAGAUACAUUGAGUGAGUGCUUUACUUAGACUGGUAUCUCCAACUGAAUGAGGAAAUACGUGAACUAAUGUAUAUUAGUAAGCUUCUCUUGUGGAAAAGAGAGGGCGAACAAACAAACCAAAAAGCUGGUUGUUUUGCAGUCUAGUGGAAGAAGUGUAACCCGGCAAACAAAUGCAAACUGGCAGAUUAUAGAAGCAAGAAACGAACGGAUCUGGUUUGAAAUUACUCUGUUCGCUCUUUGCUAUCCAUUCGUAGUUUGCUUAGUUUGCCAUCACAGAUACUCCAGGCAGAGGGAGGAUACAAUUGUCUAGUAUCUGUGGAACUGAGACUCCAAUCGGAGGCAAAUGGAGUACAAACCUCGGGUACACUUAAAAACACUCAUUACUUUGAAAACAACCAAUCCUUAACGUGAUUUGUUUUUGUUUCGUGUUUCCUAACUUAAAAAUUAAUUUUCUUCAUCUGUGAAUUUUUUUUAAUCCAGAAAGAACAUAAUUUCCUUGGACUUCUAUUUUGAAGAUCUGAGCUACGAAAUCAUUGAACAGACGCCUGUUUACGAGACCUGGACGAUGAUCGGUAAGACUCGCUCAUGAGUUGAAAACUUAGCACAUUGUUAUAACUGAACUUACAGUUAUCAAUCUUAAGCAUUCUCGCCAUUUUCCUGAAACGUCCGAGGGGAGCCUUGAGGCCGAAUGGCAAACAGUUUACCACGCAGAAUUAUCAGUGGAGACCCCUGAAGGAGUCGCGAAAUGAUCGAGUAGCGUAUGACCUUCCACCUCUGCAAAGGUUCCGCUACAUUCCAUUUAAAAAUGCGCGAUUUACGAUCCCCUGCAAACUUUAUUAUAUUCCUCUCCCCAACCUCCCGAAGACACAAAGAGAAUUUCUGGAGGAUCAGACUGAGGAAAAGGUUUAUGGCAGGCACUACCAUGUAUCCCCAUGUAUACUAUACUUCCUGUAAUUUUUUUUUAAAUUAGCCUCCGAGGCCUAUCACUUUCCUUUGUUUUGUCAGGGUCGAAUCUUGCAUUAUUUAUUAUUUAUUGUAUAGGAAGCCUGGGUGGGACAUUUGGUCUGUUCCUCGGAAUGAGUUUGCUCACCAUUUUAGAGUUCCUUGACUUCAUCUUCGCAAGGAUUUGUCACUUACUUCAAGGUCUCCACUCUGGCAACAGACAUACUGGAACCAUUCAUGCAGAGUUUUGA